Molecule: messenger RNA, 6177 nt
Organism: Cryptotermes secundus
Lineage: Eukaryota; Metazoa; Arthropoda; Insecta; Blattodea; Kalotermitidae
Exons: 8
Coding region: 317-2233 (638 amino acids)
Biological process (GO): peptidyl-glutamate ADP-deribosylation
Source: RefSeq, a predicted model, not a curated record
AAAUGUAAACACGCACAAUAGCGCGUGAUAUCGCGAUUGGGAGUUCUUUCAUUCCGUUUCAAGGACAUUGCUUGUACUCUGUUAUCUAUAAAUGCCUAAGGCAUUCACAGGUUUAUCUGCGCGCCAUAGAAUAUGGAAUUUUCCGGACUUCCCCGAUAACAAGCAAGUUGCGUCACUUUCGUGUCACAAGGUUUCGUGUCGUAAAGUAGGAAUUUAAGGGCAUCCGUUUCCGUAAUCGUAGGUGGAACGCAAGAAGGGGAAGCAAAGUGGUAAACUUGAUAAAAGUGCAGUAGUGGCACCAUUCAAAGGGAACAACAUGAGUAAGCACCAUAAAGGAGGAAAUCGUAGGAAGUGGUCAAGUGGAAGCAGUAGGUCAGCUAAAAAGGAAGUACCAGUAGCCGAUAACAUAACACAGCCACGAAACUUCAAAGAGACUCCAGCAGCCAGACAGGGAAGAAAUCCUGUGAUAAGUGAGCUGAAACAUCAGCAUGAAAGUUGCGUCGACGUUAACAAAGAUUCGUUGCAACAAAUGGGGUCGCCAGAUGACGGAAAUCAGCCAGAAAGUCAGGAUGCAAACGGUGGCUCACAUCUUGUCGCAGACCAGGCAUCUGGCACUCAGACAGAACAUUCAGCACAGUCUGAAUAUGAAGAACUGCCAGCAGACAGCAGUGGCACUACAGCAUGUGGAAUGAGUUUCCUGUAUAAGUGUCUGGAAUGUCAGCAUGAUAAUCCUAUUUUAAGAGAAAUGGUUUAUACUCAUCCAAAGAAGGACUAUUAUAUAGGUCUGUUAAAGCAGCAACAUGCCGAUCAUGAAGCAAAGUGCAGUGCGGUAUCUAAAGGUGCUGCAGAGUUAAAAACCCCUCGGCAGAAGAACUCUGACAGUCAGGCAGUCUAUGAUUGUAGCAGUGCAAAGAACCAACGCAGUAGCAGUUUUCCUGUUGGGCAGCGAAGUCACAGUGACACAACAACAAACGAUGAAGAUAAAGACGACAACAGAAUGGAUGUUUGUAAUGCGGAAGAGAGGAGCUCCUUGGGAACUCCGAUGCCUGCAGAAGGUAGAGACUGGUUUGAAGAUUCACAGACGGAGGAUGGAGAAGAAAAUUGGGAUGAUGGAAUGCAGCAAGGGAACAGAAGGGGAGCUGUAGAAGACCACAGCAGAGAAAGGAGAGGGGAGAGUUAUAAGAGAGGGAGACAAGACACUGACAACUGGAGACGGCAGGAUAAUAGAAGACCACAGGAUAAUGACAGCGGAUGGAGCAGAGAUGAUAGAGGUAAAAGCAGAGGUAACAAGAAGUACAAAAUUGUGAAGGAAGUGGAUGGUGACCUCUUUACAGCUCCUAAGGAAUAUUCUUUGGCACACUGUGUGGCAACUGACAUGAGAAUGGGAAGUGGCAUUGCAGUGAGUUUCAGACAGAAUUUUAAGAGGGUCGGUGAAUUGUUAGACCAGCGCGCACGUGUCGGUCACAUCGCAGUCCUGGAGCACGAGGGAAGAUUCAUUUACUAUCUUGUAACUAAAAGAUAUAGCAAUGAGAAGCCUUUUUUCCAAGACCUGGUCUCUUCACUGGAAAAAAUGAGAAAUCACUGCGCUGAGCACAAAGUAAAGUUUCUUGCUAUGCCGAGAAUUGGAUGUGGACUGGACAGGCUGGAAUGGAGAGAAGUAAAGCCAAAGAUUGAAGAAUUGUUUUCUGAGCUUGACAUCAGCAUCACCGUCUACAACUACAAUCAGCCAGAGAAAGAAGAAGACCAAUAUCCAAAAAGCAAAAAGACCCUUGUUGUUCGACACCAGCCGUACCCUUUGGUUGACAUUGAAAGUCUGACAGCCCUUCUGUUCUUUGGUUCUGAAGAUGGCAGUGUGGAUAAUUGUGGAAAAACCCUUGAUUGUAAGUUCAACUUCCUGCCGGAUUACAAGAGACAGAUGAAGAGAAUUAGAGAUAUAAUACGUUUGGAGAAGAAAAAUGAAGUUCUGUAUGGACUUAUUGUGAGACAGAAACAGACUGAUGUAUUCUCUUACGUUAAUUUUGAAAAAUGUCUCUAUGAAUUACGUAAACUUAUAAAGAAAGAUGACUUUAAAUACAUUGGUAUUGAAGCAUUUUGUGUAAAUGACGAUGAAGACACAAUGGAAAAGGUCAUCUCAGUUAUGAAAGGUGUUCUCUUAGCACCUGGGUUGGAAUUGUAUGUCUGUUGGCCAAAAGAAUUGGCACAUUGUCAUACGUGGAGUGGAGAAACAAGGUAAUGGUUGUAACAUUGUCAUAUGAAAGGGAGAACCAUUUUACGUAACUCUGCAAAACACUGUUCCAGGUGAUUCAAUUGGAAUUUGUGUUAUCCUGACAUUAGUAGAGCCACAACAUUCCUGAAAUUUGUUUGGGCAGGAUAGAACAAAAUUCAUACUGUCCUCGGUCCUUUAGUAAAGCUGCUGUCUAGGGGUCUCGGUACAUACAGUAACUUUCUGCCUCUCAAAAAUGGUGAUUUAAAUGAAGAAAAGUGGGCUGUCAGGCUGGUGACAUGGGGAUUACUCUCUCCGGGUGUGAAACCGUGAGAAUUUAUCAAUUUACUAUUAUUAUUUCUGCUGGUUUCUCCCACGCCUCCCAACUACAUAUUCCUAUAAACGAUCAACCAGACUGCGCAAGGUCACAUUGCAGAAGACAGUAAUACUCUGGAUUAGAAGUUACUGUGCACUGUUUUGAAAUUGUAUAGUGCUGACUUACAGAAUUCUUUUUGUGGCAAUACAAUCUUUACUUUAAAAAUUGUUCUGGGCCAUUUUCAAGUUUGUAUUGUGGUCAUGUACGGACAUUGCACAACAAGAACAGUAAAACAAGAAAGAAAAUUACAAAAAUUGUUUUAUGUUACUAUUUAGAAGUAAAAAUAGCAUUGUGCAAUAAGGUCACAUCUGUCAGUACUGGUUAUGGCUUUGCCUAAUGUACAUACAUUUGUGUAUGCAGUACAGAACUUCACUCAUGGCAAAGUUUAACCCCCCCCCCCUCCACCAGUACUGUUGUACUAGGCACUACACUGCAGCGCACAUAUUGCGAUCCACUUGAGCAGAUGAUGUAAUGCUUGUAAAUUUACACCCAGUUAGAACUUUGAAAGAAAAUGCAAAGGUAAAUAUCUGUUCUCACAUAUGGCUUAUAAUUUGGAAGUCAUCAAGGCAGUGUUAGAUUCGAAACUAUGGUACAGUGACUUUGCCUUAUUUUGACUAGGUAAGACGUUUAAUGUCCUCUAGAUGCAUUUAAAGCAUGACGCAUAUUACAUAACAUAACAUAUAGCAUUCCAGAGUUAGUCAAAAUGACUGUUUGAUGUGGAAUAUGUCAUAUAAAUACAAAACAUAGGUACAGUCCCAAUGGAGUAUUUCUCAGCUGCUCAUAAGAUGGCUCACCUAAACUACAGAAUAUUUCCCUUCUCCUGAAAUUUGUAACAUUUCUAUUUUCUAUGCUGAUCAGUUUCUUGGUGGGGAAGAAAUAUGGACGUUUAUAUUUUGAAGUGCACACACUGAUAGUUUCAGGCAAAACUUGGAAGCUCUUCAUUAUUAAAGCUACUUAUAUAUACAGGACCAUCCAAAAGAAGCUGUACUUUCAAAUGACUAUAUGUAUUGCUAUAACUGCACUUGCAGCACUAAUGAAGUAAGAAAGUUGUUCUUCACAUAAAAGCAAAUUCAGUGUGCAGUCCUUGUAUAUGCAGUGUUCCGUUUCUGUACAUUCUACAACAGCUGCAAUUUCAGCCUUUGUUUCUCCCUGCCAGGGUGUAUCACCAACCAAUGAUAAACUGCCAGCUGUUACACUUGUAUGAUACCAGAUUCAUUAAUUUCAAUGUAUAUGGGCAGCAUGUCUUGUUUUGACGAUGCUUUAUUAUUUUAUUCCUUUUAUGGCUCACUAGAGAUAGCAGUCCACAUAUCUGCAGUGGUUUAAAGCAAACAAAGACUUUUUUUUUAAUUCACGGCAACAUGAGUUAAUUUGUAUAUUGUCUAUAACUUUGCUGCUGUAGGAAUAAACUCACUAUAUCUUCUUUGUUUUAAGCAUUCACAGCUUUUUGUAGCUGCAAGAAAAUGAUCACUGACAGUUCAGCACCUUAUUAGCAGCUGUCUUUUGUGCAAGGCUGUGAAAAUAUUUCAGUAUUGUUAAAGCUUGUGUUGCCUUGGAACACAAGUAUUUGGGGACAUUAUAUUGUCCAGUAAAGUAUAAAGUCAUAUCAGAUGUAGUACUACGAAGAAAUAAUUGUGAUAUAGUUUCCUUGUCACUCUGAAGAGGAUGCAGUGACUCUCACACCUUUGAUACUAUGCAUUACAUAUGCAAAAUGAGUGAUAUCUCUAUCAUUGUAACAUUUUAAAUAAAUAACUAUUUGUUUUACCUUAUAUCUGCAUUUCCCAAACGAGGCAGGCUAAGAAACAUGUAGCUUCAUAAUACAGUGUGCACAUAAAAGUCCCUACAUGGGCGUUAUUUUGUGAGUCGUGACUGACUUGUCACUUAGUCGAGGAUUCUGACAUUUUCUUUUAUACCGCUUUUCUCAUUUCCCCCUUGGAUUCCAAGUGACACUACUGUCGCACAUUCUUAUGAUGUCCUAUAAGUGGGUUAAAAGUCACUUCUGUAGCUCAGUACAGUGACUACGAGGCUGCAGGCUGGAAAGUAGAGGAAAUGGAGUUCAGUUUUGGGCAGGGGCAUGCAGACCAGCUUUGGGGCCUAUGCAGCUUUCUAUCCAUUGGGUCCCAGGGACUGUUGUGGAAUAAACUGGAGGGGGGUGAAGCUGACCACACCUCAAUUUAGUCCUGAAGUUAAUUCAUGGAGCCAUACCUCCAUUCCCUCACAUGUAUGCAUGGCAUGGUGCUUAUUUAAGCAAAGGGACUUUUUCUUUCUGUUUCAGUAAUUGAGAUAGGCACUUUAUGCAGAGUUUGUGUGGUUCUCACUGAAAAGAUUCUGACAUGCUUUACUUGUGUUAGUCACUUCUAUCCAAAUUUUACUGAGCAGUGUUUAUUAAUGACACAGUCAUAUGCAUUUUGUGCCAUAACUGAGGCAGUUAGACCCUGACUUCUCUUCAUGAAGUCCCUGGUUCAGUCCAGUGCUGGGCGGUGUCAUCAUGUGAGAUCAUGGUGAACAGAGUGGCACUGGAGCUUGUUUCACUCCAUAUUUGUAUGGUGUUUGUCUGCCAUUGCUGCAUCCCGUGAGGCGCGCGAUAGGCCUGACCAGGCAGCGCAGCUUCAUCUCAGCCUGUGCUUGGCUGGGUACUCAGUGAGAAGUUACUUUGAUCUUUAAUCAUUAAUUAUAAUUUUAUGUAAAGUAUAUUUGAUAGAUACACUGAAAUAAAAUACAGGAGCUUGAAAUUCAAAUUGAUAUUCCAGUUCAUACUUUACCCAGAGUUCUGACAUGCCGGAGAAUGGCUAAAAUCUCGUUCAGCUUUCAGUUGGUUUAUUCACAUUUGUCAGGCCAGAAUGAAAAUGCAACCAAAACUUCUAUCAUCAUAAACAUGUUGUAUGUGGGAUUAGAGUGGAUUGCUCUGGGCUAAAUUAAAUGAGAUGAAGGGGUGGAUGCUACGCGAGCUUUGCCCUGCAGUUGUCCGUGAUUUGUUAUGCGUGUCAUUAGUAAAAUUACCAGCCUAGUAGUCCCACACUUUGAACCAAGCACACUACCUUACUUAAGGGCAUAUUGGGAUUGUCAAUGGGCUUUAUGAAAUGGAGUCCUGAGUGACAAAACUUUAAUUCAGUUGGAACCUCUCAUUUUGCAGUGGAUCUGUUUGCUAGUCCUUUCAAGUGACAAGUCCGGCAACGAGCCUGACUUGUGGCAUUGUGACAAGCCAAAUCGUUACCUCAUGAAUCUAAUAUUUUCCUAGUUAGUUUUAUCCCUUUGGACAUCCAGAUAGCAUUACAAGACUAUGAUGUAUGUUAAAGGUGUAUUGAAGGGGUUAAUAAAGACCACUGUACUAUGGAUAAAAGUGUUCAUUCUUUGAUUGCCCUAUUUGGGAAAUGCUGCUUUAUGUUACAUUAGUGUACUGAUGCGGUUUGAAGAAAUGUUGUCUUCACACUGUGGCAUAGGGGACCAUCCCUACCUGUGCACGGAAAUAAGUGUAACUGUCUGUUGGCUUACUGUUAUAUCAACUGUGGUAAUAGAACAAAUACAAAAUAUUUAAUGGGUAUAAUUACAAGAUAAAAUUUAAGAAUUGUAAUCAAAAUGAAUAUAAAAUAUUGAAAUUAAA